CGAUCACUCGCAGGGCAUUGCGCCCCUCUCAAUCAUAGACAAUCGUGUCUGUGUAGACCACUGGAAAUUAAAACCAAAUCCAAAGAGUAAACAUGGAUUCUUCCAGUGCUGAAAACACUAGGUUCAUGAAGCAGAGGAGAGAUCUGCUAAAAAAAAUAGACACUGCCAUCACCUCCAUACGUCAGGAGAAAAUCAGCCAACGUGUAGCAAUGCAGGAGAAAAGAGCCAUCCAGGGUGAAACCCAGAAAGAGCUGUUCUUCCAUCUCCUGCAGCUGGAAAAAGAAAAGUGGCAGGCAGCUACCAGGGCUCUCCAGAGGUUUUCCACCUCUGUGAGAAACAGUGAUACGAAGGUAUCCGAAGGAGUGAAGAUCAUGCAGGUUUCAAGUAGAAACCAGGAGGGAAAGCUGUCUGCACUGGAGAUGAAGGAAAUGAAAAAGCAAAGAGGGAUGGAAGUGAUGAGCACAAAUAUAGAAAUGCAUCAGGUGGAGGUGGAGCACAAAAGAAGUUUGAAUGAGGACAGCAAGAGUGGCAGAGGCAGUGAGGCAGAGGCAAUGGAUACUGAUGUGGCGUCAUCACUGGCCACAGAGUCUAACCAGGAAGUGAGAAGCAAAAACAAAGAACCAGGGAAACAGGUGGAGGAGGAAAAGAUAAAGAACAAUAAAGGACAAACAUCAGAGUCUGAUGAAGAGAGUCAGUGUCAGGAGGAAACAGAGAAAGAUGAAAAAAGCAAUAUUGCUAUCCAGUGUGAGGCAGAGGCAGUAGAAACUGACCUGGAGACACCAUGCGACACACUGUCUGAUGAAGAAGAGACAAGUGUGGAGGAAGAUAAAGAUGAGGACAAGAUAAAGAAAGGCAAAAAUAAAAUAUCAAAGAUUGAAAAGAAAGAGGAAGAGAAAUGGUGUCAGGAGGAAAAAGAGGAAACUGAAAGUAUCAGCACUGUUAUCCAGAGUGAGGCAGAGGCUGAUGAGACUGUCCUGGAGACACCCUGGGAUACAGACUCUGAGGAGGAGGAGAAAAGGUGUGAGAAGGAGCGGGACAGGGGAAUGACUGAUAAGAGAGAGGGUGAAACACAACCACCUGAAGAAGAGGAAGAUAAGGAUACUAAGACUGAUAAGGAGACUGAGAAAGAAGACACUGAGCUGGAUACACCUUGGGACACAGAGUCCGAGGAGGAAGAAAGAAUAAGGAUUGAGAAGAAGAAAAUUAAGCUGGUUCAAAAGAAAAAAGAGGAAAUGCAAAGAAAUGACAAAGAAAAGAAAAAAGACACAGAGAGUGAUAAAAGGAAAAAAGAAAAAACAGAGGAAGAAGAAAGAACACAUGUGCAAGAUAAAAUGGAAAGAACCAAAAUGGAGAAAAGAGGAAAAGCUAUAAGGGAAAGGGCUGAGGAGAGGAGGCAGAAAGAAAGAAUGGUGAUACAGAAAAGAGAGGAAGUGGAAAGGAAAAAUGAGGGAGCAAAGAUAGAGAAAAAAGAGGAGAAGGAAAGAAGAAAUACAGAAAAGGAAAAGAAACAGAAUGAGAAAUAUAGAGCACAGAUUGAGAAAAGAGAGAAAGAGAGAAGACAAAUUGAGGAGGAUGAGAGGAAAAGGCAGAAAGAGAAAGCAGAUAUAAAGCAAAGAGAGGAAGAAAGAAGAAAAAUGGAGGAGAAGGAUGAGAGAAAAAGGCAGAAAGAGAAGGCAGAUAUAGAGAAAAGAGAGGAAGAAAGUAGAAAAAUGGAGGAGAAGGAUGAGAGAAAAAGGCAGAAAGAGAAGGCAGAUAGAGAUAAAAGAGAGAAAGAGGAAAGAACAGGGACAGAAAAGGAAAAGAAUCAAAAAGAGAAAUAUAAAACAGAGAUCGAGAAAAGAGAGAAAGAGAAAAUAAAAAUGCAGGAGGUCAAAAAGAAAAGGCAAAAAGAGAGAGCAAAGAUGGAGAAAAGAGAGGAAGAGGAAAGAAAAAUUGAGGCAAGGGCAAUGGAGGAAAAGUGGCAGAAAGAGAGAGCAGAGAUAAAGGAAAGUAAAAAGACAGAAGAGGAGUAUAAAGCAGAGAACUUAAAGAAAAGGGCAGAAAACUUAAAGAGGCAAAACGAAAAAGAAAAAACAAAGAUGAGGAGACAGGAAGAGAAAAGAAAGGAGGAGGAGGAAAAGAGGCAGAUAAAGGAAGAGAGAGCAGAGAUGAAGCAAAGAGAGAAAGAGAAGAGAAAAAGGGAAAGGAACGAGGAAAAGAGACAGAAAGAAAAAGAAAGAGCAGAAAUACAGAGGGGAGAGAAAGAUAAAAAGCAACAAGAGAAGGAAAGAACAGAAGUUUUGAAUAAGCAGAUGAAAACAGAGAGGCAGGUAAAAGAAAAAUACAGUGAAGAUGAGCAGAAAAAUUAUGAAGAAAGUGAAAGACAAGAAGACAUAAUAGUUCAAGAGACAGAAAUGAUCUGGGCUAUAAGAAAGACAAAGAAGGAAAUACAAAGCGAAUGUGAAAGGAGGAAGAAGCAGACCAUGAAGGAAAAUGGAAAGGUAAAAGUAGAGAGCACAAACAGUGAGAACCUCCCAUCACAUCCAGCAGAGCCCAGCAAACAACAGAAACCUGCAGAGCAGCCGGUGUCUGAAUCCUCCAGAAAAACCCAGGAAUCAAAACAAGCCGAAGUAGCCACCAGGUCCCAGACGAAUUGUAAACUUGAGGCGAAGAACCCAAAGACAGUCCUGGAACGGGUUUCCAGAAACAUUGCAGAGUACUUUACAAAAAAAGAAGAAGAACAGAGCUACCGGCUUGAACUGAAACAGCUGGGAGAAGAAAGACAGAGGAUGGAGAAGGAGAUGCUGGAGAAACUGCUUCAGAAAAGGAGGCAGGAAAGGCUGGCCAAACGCUUGAAAGCUGAAGAAGAGAUAAAACAUAGAGGCAUGCCAAAGUGCAAAGAUUUCUCAAUUUUUGCUGCUAAUUGAUGCAUCAUUUUAAAAUACCACCCGUCCUUAUUUUUAGUUAUUAUUAAUCAUUUAUUCAUUG
Molecule: messenger RNA, 2967 nt
Organism: Trichomycterus rosablanca
Lineage: Eukaryota; Metazoa; Chordata; Actinopteri; Siluriformes; Trichomycteridae
Product: golgin subfamily A member 6-like protein 24
Exons: 4
Coding region: 93-2906 (937 amino acids)
Source: RefSeq, a predicted model, not a curated record